Messenger RNA from Penicillium oxalicum, 2823 nucleotides. RefSeq names its product AP-2 complex subunit alpha. The transcript is spliced from 3 exons. Bases 1 to 2823 code for a protein of 940 amino acids. Lineage: Eukaryota; Fungi; Ascomycota; Eurotiomycetes; Eurotiales; Aspergillaceae. The record is from RefSeq and is a predicted model, not a curated record. Gene Ontology annotation, molecular function: clathrin-cargo adaptor activity. Gene Ontology annotation, cellular component: AP-2 adaptor complex; membrane coat. Gene Ontology annotation, biological process: intracellular protein transport; clathrin-dependent endocytosis.
AUGUCUUCGAUGCGAGGGCUUGUCCAGUUCAUCGCAGAUCUGCGCAAUGCGCGGGCGCGAGAACUGGAGGAGAAGCGGGUGAAUAAGGAGUUGGCCAAUAUUCGACAAAAGUUCAAGGCCGGCAAUCUCAACGGAUACCAGAAGAAGAAAUACGUGUGCAAGCUGCUCUACGUUUACAUUCAGGGGUACGAUGUGGACUUUGGUCAUCUGGAAGCGGUCAAUUUGAUCUCGUCAAACAAAUACUCGGAGAAGCAGAUCGGCUACCUGGCAGUGACGUUGUUCUUGCACGAAGAGCAUGAGCUGCUGCAUUUGGUCGUGAACAGUAUUCGCAAGGACUUGCUUGACAACAAUGAACUUUUCAAUUGUCUGGCCCUACAUGCCGUGGCCAAUGUGGGUGGUCGAGAACUUGGAGAAGCCCUGGCGACGGAGGUUCACCGACUCCUGAUUUCCCCAACUUCAAAGGCGUUCGUCAAGAAGAAGGCCGCUCUCACAUUGCUCCGACUAUACCGCAAGCAUCCAGGCAUCGUCCGGAACGAAUGGGCGGAGCGUAUAAUCUCUAUCAUGGACGACCCUGAUAUGGGUGUGACCCUAUCUGUCACCUCGCUAGUAAUGGCACUGGCGCAGGAUCUGCCCGAAGAAUACAAGGGCUGUUAUGUCAAGGCGGCCCAACGAUUAAAGCGCAUUGUGAUCGAGAACGAUAUUGCGCCCGACUAUCUUUACUACCGUGUGCCGUGCCCCUGGAUUCAAGUCAAGUUUUUGCGAUUAUUGCAAUACUAUCCUCCGUCACAAGACAGCCAUGUCCGCGAGAUCAUUCGCGAGUCUCUGGCCCAGAUCAUGCAGUCUGCCUUGGAGACGCCCAAGAACGUCCAACAAAACAACGCCCAAAAUGCCAUUCUCUUCGAAGCCAUCAACCUUCUUAUUCAUCUCGAUUCCGAGCAUACACUCAUGCUUCAGAUUUCCGCGCGGUUGGGCAAAUACAUCCAGUCUCGCGAAACAAAUGUUCGUUACUUGGGUCUAGACGCCUUGACUCACUUUGCUGCUCGAGCAGAGACCCUCGACCCGAUCAAAAAGCACCAGAACAUCAUCUUGGGAUCCCUCCGCGACCGAGACAUCAGUGUUCGUCGCAAGGGCUUGGACCUGCUUUACAGCAUGUGUGAUACCACCAACGCCGGCCCGAUCGUCAACGAGCUGCUGCGGUAUCUGCAGACCGCCGACUAUGCCAUUCGCGAGGAGAUGGUUCUGAAGGUGGCCAUCUUGACGGAAAAGUAUGCCACUGAUGCGCAAUGGUAUAUUGACAUGACUCUCAAGCUCUUAUCAUUGGCGGGUGAGCACGUCAAUGAUGAAGUUUGGCAACGAGUGAUUCAAAUUGUGACCAACAACGAGGAACUACAGGCUUAUGCGGCCCAUACGCUGCUCGGCUACCUGAAGAGUGAAUGCCACGAGAGUUUGGUAAAGAUUGGUUGCUAUGUCUUGGGUGAAUUUGGCCAUCUGAUUGCCGACAAUGCCGGCUCAAGUCCCAUCGAACAAUUCCUUGCUCUUCAGGGUAAAAUGUUCACGGGGUCCGACAACGCUCGAGCCAUGAUCUUGUCCUCGUUUGUGAAAUUCGUCAAUUUGUUCCCCGAAAUCAAGCCGCAACUCCUUCAAAUCUUCCGCCUCUACAGCCACUCUCCCGACUCCGAGUUACAACAGCGGGCGUUCGAAUACCUCUCACUGGCAACACUCCCUACAGACGAUCUUCUGCGAACGGUUUGUGAUGAAAUGCCACCCUUUUCGGAGAGAACGUCCAUUCUUCUGUCUCGGCUCCACCAAAAGACGGCAGGCACUAGCGAGAAGAAAACCUGGGUGGUGGGUGGCAAGGAUGCCAAUGCCGACAAGCAGGAAGUCCUCCUGGCGCAGCACACGGGCCUCAAACGCAGCUUCACCACCAUUGUCAACGGUACCCGUUCAACCUCCAACGGCUCAAGCACGCCCACCAGUGCCACGAGCGCCUCGGGCGAUCUGGCUGGCUUGGAUUUCAGUGGCCCGUCAGCUCCUGCCCCCAAUCUUGCCAGCGCCGCUCACUUGAGCCCUGACUGGGAGAUUGGAUAUAGCCGACUUUAUUUCUCGAACGGGGGGGUGCUGUUUGAGGAUGCCCAGAUCCACGUUGGAUUGCGGUCAGAGUACCGUGCCCACAUGGGUGUUGUGAAGAUCUAUAUCUCGAACAAAUCUGCCUCUGCCAUCAAUUCCCUGACAACGACCGUGGAGAAUCCCGCUACGCCCAACCUGAAAAUCGACACGAAGAAUCUCCCCGAUUCAAGCGUGCCCGCCGCUGGGCAGACUCAGCAGACUUUGUUUUGCGUCUCACAUGGUCCCUUCUCCGACGCACCCACCAUCCGCAUCUCCUAUUUGGCCGGUGCACUGCAGGCCUACACCCUGCAAUUGCCGGUUCUGAUGCAUCGGUACAUGGAACCAUCCUCCCUUUCUGCAGAAGACUUCUUCAAGCGUUGGCGUCAAAUCGGCGACGGACCCCUCGAGUCGCAGAAGACCUUUGGUCUUAGCGGCAAGAACAAGGUGAUCACCGAGUCUUAUACCCGGCAGGUAGUGGAGGGAUUUGCCUGGAAGAUCUUGGACGGUGUUGAUCCUAAUCCACGGAACAUCGUCGGCUGCGGUGUCUUCCAGUUCGAGGAGGGCAAGACCGGGUGUCUGUUGCGGCUGGAGCCCAAUUACGAGAAAUCGAUGUACCGGGUUACCAUCCGUGCCACCAAAGAAGGUGUACCCCAAGGACUGGCGCGACAGAUGGAGCAGAAGCUAUCGCAGGGUCUCCGAAGGGAUUCUCUCGAUUAG